AUGUCCGACAAUCAUCAACUUGGCGCCGAGCCCAUCGCCAUCGUGGGCAGCGCAUGCCGAUUUCCAGGAGAUGCAACUUCACCCGCCAAGCUCUGGGAGCUGCUCAAGGAACCUCGAGAUUUAUUGACGGAAAUACGCGAGAGUCGAUUCAAUCAUAAAGCAUUCUACCAUCCAGAUGGCUCUCACCAUGGAACCAGCAACGUUCGUCAUUCUUACUUAUUGUCCGAUGAUCACCGGUUGUUUGACGCGCAUUUCUUCGGCACCAAACCGAUUGAAGCCAACUCAAUGGAUCCCCAGCAAAGACUUCUGUUGGAGAUCGUUUAUGAGGGCUUGGAAUCUGCCGGCAUCCCCAUCGAGCGACUGCAAGGAUCCAACACGGGGGUGUAUGUCGGAUUAAUGACAAAUGACUAUGCGGAUCUCUUGGGCAGAGAUAUUCAAAACUUCCCGACAUACUUUGCUUCUGGAACGGCCAGAAGUAUCCUCUCAAACCGUGUUUCCUAUUUCUUCGACUGGCAUGGGCCGUCCAUGACAAUUGACACAGCUUGCUCCUCCAGUCUGAUUGCGGUGCAUCAGGCUGUUCUGAGUCUGCGAAAUGGUGAAAGCAAGGUGGCCGUGGCAGCGGGAACUAAUUUGCUACUGGGGCCGGAGCAGUAUGUGGCCGAGAGCAAGUUGAAAAUGCUUUCUCCUACAGGUCGCUCGAGGAUGUGGGACAAGGACGCAGAUGGAUACGCUCGGGGUGACGGAAUUGCUGCUGUCAUUCUGAAACGUCUGAGCGCUGCGCUGGCCGAUGGCGAUCAAAUAGAGUGUCUCAUUCGUGAGACCGGGAUCAACCAGGACGGGCGCACCAAGGGCAUCACCAUGCCCAACCCCAGUGCUCAAGCAGAUCUCAUUCGAGAAACUUAUGCUAAAGCAGGACUGGAUUUGGCUAAUCCGAGAGACCGUCCGCAAUAUUUUGAGGCCCAUGGAACCGGAACCCCUGCUGGCGACCCGGUCGAGGCCGAAGCUAUCAGCGAUGCUUUCUUCGGACCAGCAGCCAAUUAUAAACGGACCAGUCAAGACACACCCAUGUAUGUUGGAUCGAUUAAGACGGUUAUUGGACAUACUGAAGGCACGGCUGGAUUGGCUGCUGUCCUCAAAGCAUCUUUGGCCUUGCAACAUGCCAUGAUUCCCCCCAACCUCCUUUUCAAUGAACUGAAUCCAUCGGUGCGACCAUUCUAUGAUGAUCUUUUGAUUGCAGACUCUGCAGAGAAAUGGCCAGACCUGACAAGCGAAACAACACGUCGAGCCAGUGUCAACAGCUUUGGAUUCGGAGGAGCCAACGCUCAUGCGAUCUUGGAAGCAUAUGAGAAUUUGCUCACCAACCAGCUUUCUGAAGCCGGAAGAAUUAUGCUGACACCUUUCAAUUUUUCUGCCUCCACUGAGAAGUCGCUCCUCACGACUCUCAAAGCAUUUGCAGCAUAUCUCAAAGGCCGAAGCAAUGUGGAUCUCCACGAUCUAUCAUGGACUUUGAAUUGUCGUCGCUCGACAUUGCCUGUUCGAGUAUCUAUAUUCGCCUCGAGUGCCACCGAAUUGACCGCAAGCCUGGACAGAGCUGCCAGUUCACCCUCAGAACUCACGCCAGCAACGCAAACAAGGAGCAUCAAAAAGCCCAAGCUGCUUGGAAUAUUCACUGGCCAGGGUGCUCAAUGGGCCCGGAUGGGAGCUGAGCUGCUGAAGAACUCUUCGUUAGCUGCCGAUUGUAUCGCCUGUCUUGAUUUGUCCCUUCAAGCACUCCCGGAAGAUGAUCGUCCCAUGUGGUCCCUUAAAGACGAAAUUCUGAAGGAUAUAGGCUCAUCUCGUAUCGGCGAAGCUCUUUUCUCGCAAACACUUUGUACCGCUGUACAGGUAAUGCUUGUCGAUCUACUGCGCGUGGCAGGCGUCUUCUUCACGGCUGUUGUUGGUCACUCAUCCGGUGAGAUUGCAGCGGCCUAUGCUGCUGGUUACCUUUCCGCCGAGGACGCCAUUAGGAUAGCGUAUUACCGAGGGUGCUCACUUCAGAAUCCACCAGAUCGGGCUGGAGCCAAGGGUGCAAUGAUGGCAGUUGGGACGUACCUUGAAGACGCCGAAGAACUUUGCAGUAUGCCAACUCUCGAGGGUCGAAUAUGCGUUGCUGCCAGCAACUCGUCUGCCAGUGUUACACUAUCUGGGGAUUCCGAUGCUAUCGAGGAGGCCAAGGAGAUCUUUGAAGACGAAAAGAAGUUCGCGCGCCUGCUUAAAGUGGACAAAGCAUACCACUCCCACCACAUGAUUCCCUGUGCCGCUCCGUACAUUGAAGCCAUGCAAAAAUGUGGUAUUAUGAUCCAGAGCCGGUCUUCAAGCAAGACCAAAUGGUUCUCCAGUGUUUACAGCAAGGACAUAGAUGAUGUUCAUGACAGCUUGACUGACACGUAUUGGAGCAACAACAUGAUCAAUCCUGUGAUGUUCUCCCAGGCUCUGAGCUUCGCUGUUGCUGCUGCCGGGCCCUUUGACUUUGUUUUGGAAAUAGGACCCCACCCAGCGCUGAAAGGGCCUGCCUUGCAGACAAUCCAGGAAGUGUCUGGCAACAUGCCGCCUUACUCUGGAAUGCUGAGUCGGGGCAAAAGUGACAUCGAGACUUUUGCUUCUGCCCUUGGCGCUUUGUGGAUUUCACUCGGCGAGGAUGCGGUUAAUUUUGCAGAUUUUGAGAGCAAAGCCUCGCUACAUACUCGCAACCGAAGACUUUUGAAAGGGCUUCCCGCUUACUCGUGGGACCAUGAUCGCAUUUAUUGGCAUGAGUCUCGCAUCUCAAGUACCUUCAGAGCUGGAAAUCAGAAAUUCCACCCUCUCUUGGGUGUCAAAUGUCCCGAUGGAACAGACAAAGAGCUUCGUUGGAGAAACUACUUGAAUCCACGUGAAAUUCCAUGGCUGAUGGGUCAUCAGGUGCAAGGUCAAAUGGUCUUUCCUGCUGCAGGAUACAUUUCAGCAGCAACAGAAAUGGCAGUAGAGCUAUACGGGUUAAAUUCGAUAAACCUGAUUGAUUUCCAGGAUGUGAUAAUUGGCCAAGCCUUGAUAUUGGAAGAAAAUUCCGGAGUUGAAGUUAUUUUUACUCUCACGGUCACUCAGAAUAACAGCAACACCUUGGUGGCGUCAUUUAAUUGCUACUCCGACGCCAACAAAGGAUCAUCUUCAAUGUCUCUCCAUGCGUCAGCUCAGGUCCGAAUUUUUCUCGGCGAACCAACACACGAUGCAUUGCCACCACCCUCUAGAGACCUUAACUCAUUCUUGGAACUUGACGCUGAGCGAUUUUAUAACUCAGUAGCAGAACUCGGAUACGAUUAUACCUCGCCGUUCCAAGCACUUUCUGGGCUGAGCAGAAGAAUGGAUGAAGCUGCCGGUAUGAUAGCUGUACCAACCAAUGACAGUGCCGAGGCUCCUUUGAUCAUCCAUCCGGCUUCUUUGGAUGCUGCCAUCCAGUCUGUCAUAUUGGCUUAUUGUUUCCCUGGCGAUGGACGCUUGCGCAAUCUGUCCCUACCAACUAAGAUUGAUCGGAUCCGAAUCAACCCAUGGAGCUGCGUGGCACUGGCUCGACCGGAUACAAAUGUUCGGUUUUACUCCGCAGUCGCGAACUGUAGAUUUGCGGAGCUAUCAGGUGACGUGGACAUAUACUCUGCAGAUCGACGAUAUACAGUUGUCCAGCUUCAAGGGCUCCAUACAACUCCGCUAACUCCUCUGUCAUCUGCGACCGAUGUAACAAUGUUCACAGAACUUACAUGGGCCCUCGAGGAACCUACUGGAAGGAAAAUGUACUUUGCGGAUUGGUUCAAAGAGGAUAUUUCACAAUCCUUGGACCUUGAACGUGUUGCGCAUUUCUAUCUCAAGAAAUUACACUAUUCCUUCCAGCAGACGGAUCAUUCGGGGAUUGCAUGGCACCACCAACACCUCCUUUCUUACGCCACUCAUUGCGUGUCGCUUGUCGCUUCUGGAAAUCACCCAUUUGCGCGACCGGAAUGGGCUCAUGAUACCAAAGAAACGAUUUCAGAGAUUCUACAAAGACAGCAAGAUAGCAUUGAUGUCAGGUCCAUGACAGCUGUGGGCGAGAUUCUUCCUUCAAUUGUUCGGGGGCAAAUAAACCUGCUGGAUACUUGGAUGCAGGAAAACAUGCUCUCGGAUGUUUAUUUCAACGCACUUGGGGCGCAGUCUUACUUGAAUGAGGUAGCUCGGAUCGCCGGUCAGAUCAGCAAUCGCUAUCCGCAUAUAAAUGUCUUGGAAAUCGGUGCGGGUGCUGGCGAGUCUACCGAAGCCGUACUUCGUGAGAUGGAUACAGCGUUUGCUUCCUACACAUAUACGGACCUCAUGGACUCUAUGUUCGAUAUCGCCCGAGAGAGGUUUGACAAGUACCAGGCACGAAUGGCUUACAAAGUUCUCGAUAUUGAGAGAGACAUAGCUGAGCAAGGAUUCUCCGAGCAGUCGUAUGAUGUUCUCAUUGCAACUUUCAGUCUUUAUGCAACCAGGAAUCUUGAAGCUACACUUCGCAAUGUUCGUCGACUGCUCAAACCUGGAGGAUAUUUCAUUUUAAUGGAACUGACGGAUCCGAAUGUGAUGCGAUUCGGCUUGACUCUUGGUGGACUUCCCGGCUGGUGGCAAGGGCAUCAAGAAGGGCGAGUUUUGUCGCCAUGCAUUUCUGUUGAGAGGUGGAGCGAGCUCAUGAGCAAGAGUGGUCUCUCCGGUGUCGAUGCCUGUGUGCCUCAUCACCCAGACCUACCAAUCCCCUUCUCGGUCAUGGUAACUCAAGCCGUGGACAGUCGCAUCAGCUUCCUGCGCAAUCCAUUGAUGCAAAAUGAAGAUGUUCUCGGGGCUGAAAGUCUCACAAUAAUUGGUGGAAAGACCGCUAAGACCGCUACGAUCAUCACAGACAUCAUUAAUGCAGUUGGUCGACACUAUGGCACCAUCGGUGUUUCUCCUUCUUUCGACGACAUUAUCCCUGACCAAAUCCCAACGAUGGGGACUCUUCUCAGCUUGGCUGAGCUGGAUGAUCAUGUUUUUGUUUCCAUGACUCCGAUGAAAUUGAGGUCGCUCCAAGAGUUAUUCACGCAAUGCAAGAUCAUCCUAUGGGUGGGAUACGGUGCCCAAGGAGAUAACCCAUUUGCGCAUAUGUUCACGGGUGUGCAAAGAACCCUCGUCAUGGAGAUGAAUCAUCUACAAAUUCAGUCCCUUAACUUGCAUACCCUUGAUGAUGCCAAGGGUGACCUGAUCGCACUCAGACUGCUUCGCCUUCAAGCCACCGACAUUUGGAGUCAAGAGGGUAAAAUGAACGAAAUAUUGUGGUACAUGGAGCCAGAAAUGACCCUGAGAGAUGGAAAGACCCUCAUCCCAAGAUUCAGACCGAGCCCAGAGCGAAAUGAUAGGUACAACUCCACAAAGCGGCUCAUUCUCAAGAUUGUCAAUGGAAAACAGUCUGCUGUCAGCAUUCAGAAGUCUGAGAGAGGCUACCAAGUUCUAGAGACAAGUCAUCCUCCCAGCUCAUUCCUCUCUGUUGACCAAUUUGAGAUUGAAGUCACAGACUCUCUACUCCGCCCCGUCCCAAUUACCCAGACAGUAAAGUUAUUCCUGGUGACCGGAAAUGACGUUCGGGAUGGUAGCCAGGUAGUUGUAUUGUCCGAGACAUUGGACUCCCGCAUCAGAGUACCUGGCUCUUGGGUCAUCAAAUGCGGGGAGUCCGCAGACAAUGCAGUUUGCUCGAUGCUCAGUCUUUAUGUUCAUUUCUUGGCCCAGUACAUUGUCAAGAGGGUUCUCCCAGGGAAGACAGUGGCUGUCCUGGAUGCGGACUUUUCAAUGGCGGCUGUGUUGACACAGUACGCAAAUCAGCGAGGUGUCAACUUGGUUCUGUUUACAACAACCGAGGGCAUUUUAUCAUGGCCAUGGGUUCAUAUUCAUCGCCAUAUGACGCGCCGAGAUUUAAUGAACAAAGUAACAGACAGUGUCGCUCUGUUGUUCAACGCCGGGGGCGAUGAGCUUGUUAUGUCAGCCCUGAAAGAGAUACUGCUUAAGGACUGUCUCGUUGAAAAUGAAGAUACUGUUACCGGAGAGCCAGCCCGGUUCUCAUCCUUGUCAGCAAUGGACCAAGUGUUCUCGCAAUUACAAAAAACCUGGACCAGAGCUUACAAUGACCAAACGCCAAUUAACAUGCAGAAAUAUAGGAAGUUAGGCUUGAAGGGCCUCAUUGAAGGUAACCGAGAAUCACUUUCCCAAUGUUUAGUUUCUUGGGACAGCUCUCGUCUUCCUGCCCAAAUUCGCCCUGCUACUAAGGUGGCUACAUUUGCAAAGGACAAGACAUAUUGGCUGGUUGGCCUGACCGGUGGGCUUGGUCUUUCUUUGUGCAAGUGGAUGGCCCGUCAAGGCGCUCGAUAUAUUGCUCUAUCCAGCCGCAAUCCCAAGAUUGACGAUGAUUGGGUUCGAGGUAUAGCACGAAACGGCUGUACUGUACGCGUUUUCUCAUUAGAUAUCACGGACCGUGAUUCUGUUUACAAUACUCAUCGCCGGAUACUCCAAUCUAUGCCUCAAAUCGGAGGUGUUGCGCAGGGGGCCAUGGUUCUUCAAGAUACGAUGUUCCUUGAUCUAGACGUCAGUCGCUAUGACAAGGUAAUCAAGCCGAAGGUCAAUGGCAGUCUCUUGUUAGAUGAACUUUUCCCAGAAAAUACCUUGGAUUUCAUGAUCUUCUUUUCUUCAAUGGCUGCCAUCACCGGCAACCCCGGACAGGUCGCUUACAACGCUGCGAACAUGUUCAUGGCUAGCCUAGCUGCUCAGCGCCGGAAGCGGGGCCUAGCAGGGCAAGCGAUCAAUAUAGGUGCCAUAGUGGGCAAUGGAUAUGUCACGCGGGAGUUGAACAUGGCUCAGCAAUCGUAUCUGUACCGAGUUGGUCACUCGUGGAUGGCUGAACAAGAUUUCCAGGAGGUAUUUGCGGAAGGUGUCCUCGCUUGUCAAGACGGAGCUAGCAGCCUUGCGCCGUGCAGUGGCCUUCGAAUCGACGAUGACGACUCAAAGAACUGGGUGUCUAACCCCAUGUUCCAACAUCUCGUGUUCAAAUCCAACACGCUCGUCGCGGGGGAUAAGAAGAACAAGGCAGGGGUUACUGUGAGAAUUCGUCUUCUUGAGUCGACCUCUCAGGGCGAAGUAAUGGAGGUUUUACAAGAAUUCUUCCUACAAAAGCUCGAAUCUGCUUUGCAAGCUGACUCCAAAAGGCUUAACCUUGAUUCGAGCCCCGAUGAACUGGGAGUUGACUCCUUGAUCGCUGUUGACCUUCGAUCGUGGUUUAUCAAGGAAUUGGGUGUGGACAUCCCCGUGCUAAAGAUUUUCAAUGCGGCAUCAAUUCGCAAUCUGCUUGAUGUAGCAGCAAGUCUUCUUUCUGAGUCCUUAGUUCCAAACCUCACUGAAGAAGGGGAAGUUGACGCAAAAGCGCCCAUGGAACCUCAGACAGAGCAGCGGAAAUCUGAAAGCCCCAUUUCAUCUGAAGAAACUCCUGAAAUUGUGCCAAGUUCAGGAGGAUCGGAUGAGAUCAAGAGCUUCCACCUCGAGUAUCUGCCAGCUGUUGGUCAAGAAAGUGGAACUGGCAGCUCACAUGCAUCGUUGAAAGGAGGUGACUCCGGCUCGGAUCAGAGCGAGGAUAAUUCUUCGGCAUCGUCACUCGAUAUUGAGGAGCCCAUGACUUCAAUGCGUCGGGUCGAAAGAAUCACUCCAAUGUCGUUUGGACAGUCCCGAUUUUGGUUUUUGAGGCUUUUUGUGCCAGAUCAGACUGCAUUCAAUGUGACCCCUACUUUUGAGCUCAUUGGAAGGCUCCGAGUGGAUCAUUUUGCAAGAGCAGUCAAGGCCAUUGGUCAACGUCACGAAGCCUUGCGGACAUAUUUCUUCACAGAUGACAAGAAUCAACAUAUGCAAGGUAUAUGGUCAGAAUCAUCAUUAAGAUUGGAACAUAGAUUUGUUGCCACCGAGAUCGAAAUUGAGAAUGCUGCUGAACGGAUGAAGAACCACGUUUUUGAUGUGGCUAGAGGAGAAAUAUUACGAGUCCAAGUUCUUUCUUCGACACUUGAUCAUCACUGGGUCAUCUUCGGGUUUCACCACAUCAAUAUGGACGGGAUGAGCUUCGAAGUUUUAUGGUCUGAUAUUGAGACCAUGUACAAAGGACUGCCUUUGAUACAAGAUACACUGCAAUAUCCAGACUUUGCAGAAAGGCAACGACGUGAGCUCGAUACGGGGGCUUGGUCAGAAGACCUAAGAUUUUGGCGAGAGAAUUUUGCAGAAAUUCCAUCUGCAAUUCCAUUGCUUCCAUUUUCCUUGAAACUAGCACGGCCGGCGGUUUCAAGCUUUUCCUCCCACAAGACACAUUUUCGGCUCGAGCGAAGUCUGUCGGACGACGUUGAAGAAUGCUGUCGAACGUUCAAAGUGUCUCUUUUCAAUUUCUACUUCACAGCCUGGCAGAUUCUUCUUCUACGUUUCUUCGAUGUUGAUGAUAUUUGCGUUGGUCUUGCCGAUGGUGGGCGCACUGAUGGUGAUAUUCUGCAAAGUGUCGGCCUUUUCUUGAAUUCACUUCCGAUCAAAUUCCACCGGCAGACCUCUCAGUCAUUUAGCGAGGCUCUGAGGGAUACCAGGAAAAUCACGCAAGAUGCAAUGGUACACUCGCGGGUGCCUUUCGACGUGCUUCUCGCGGAGCUCAAUGUCCCCCGAUCAGCAUCCCACAAUCCGCUGUUCCAGGUCUUUUUCAAUUACCGGAGGAUUCAAGAAUCUCGCAAUUUCUGUGGCUGUGUGGCAAAAGGGUCGCUGUUUGCAAGCGGCGAGACUUCAUAUGACAUUCAUCUGGAUAUCGUCGACUUCGGGAAUGAAGGAAUAGAGGUGUACGUUCUCGCCCAGGAAGACCUUUACGCCCCCGAACAUGCGGACAUUCUUCUUCGCAGCUACUGCAACCUGCUUCGAGAAUUCACGAAAAACCCUGCAACUAGAGUAUCUUGGCCUUCUUUGUUCUCCAGCGACGAUGUUAAUGCAGCAUUGGUCGCAGGGCGAGGCCCCGAAUUGCGAGGUCGAUGGCCAGGCACAAUUUUGCAUCGAGUAGAUGAUAUCUCCCAAGCUUACGGCGAUCAUAUAGCCUUGAAAGAAGAGAACGGUGUUGAGAUUACCUACUCUCAACUUCAUGGCCGUGUUGGAUCGAUCGCAUAUGAGCUUCUCAGCAAAGGGUUCAGUGCUGGGACUCGUGUCGGGGUGUUUCAGUCGCCCGGAGCAAACUGGAUAUGCUCCCUUCUGGCCAUCAUGCGCACUGGAGCAACUUACGUUGGUUUAGACAAGAAGGUUGGCAUGGAACGGCUGGCAAUGAUUGCCACUGAAUCUGAAAUUGCAGCCGUUCUCGUGGACACUUCCACUGUGUCAGAUUUCCACCUCCUCCACAGCAGAGCAGAAAUGCUAGUUGUUCGCACUCUCUCAAAUAUUCCUCAAGUCACGGUGCCAAACAUGGCGACCUCAAGCCAAACGGCCAUCGUGAUGUAUACAAGUGGCUCGACAGGCAAGCCAAAAGGAAUUUCACUAUCCCACGACGGCUAUUUGCACCACAUCCAAGCAUUCAGUCACACAUUGCGGCUUCAGGAAGGCAAAGAAACAGUUCUUCACCAGUCUUCGUACGCAUGGGAUAUGUCCUUGUACCAGAUAUUUGUUUGUCUCUGCAAUGGCGGAACCCUCGUAAUUGCUAACAGUUCUACUCGUGGCGAUCCUGUCGCCAUUGCCAGUCUCAUUGCAUCGCACAAUGUGACUACUACUCUUGCCACGCCAACGGAGUAUCUCGCAUGGAUUCGGUACGGCAGUUCGGCGCUGCAGCACUCAAAGCUGAUCACGAGCAUGUCUGGUGGAGAAUUCCUGUCUGAUGUUGUGAUCAAGGAGUUCCAAUCGCUUCGUAAAUUUGACCUGAAGCUCAUCAAUGCCUAUGGUCCUGCGGAGGUCUCUUUGGCAUGCUCUGUUGGAGAAGUGCCAUACACCACAGUGCGCUUAGCUGACUCCGGCAACACCUCAUGGCUAUACACGUUGCCAAACUACUCGAUUUACAUCGUGGAUGAUGACCUGAAACCUGUUCCUAUUGGAGUACCCGGUGAGGUUGUUGUGGGUGGUGCAGGUAUUGCACAGGGCUACCUUGAGGAUGACAAGACCAGCGAACGUUUCUUGUUAGAUCUACAUGCUAGUCCCUUCUUCCAAGAGCAAGGGUGGACAAAGGCGUUUCGCACAGGUGACCGGGGGCGGCUCACACAAGAUGGCAGCCUAGUCUUGCUGGGACGCAUCAACGGUGAUAACCAGAUCAAGCUUGGAGGCAUUCGCAUCAACGUCGAAGAGAUCGAGACCGCCAUUCUUCGCGCUUCGGGCGACAUCAUUUCCCAAUGCGUGGUGUCACCUCGUUCCAACACCCAGCAUAACGAGGUUCAGACCUACCUGGUCGCGUUUGUGGUUUUGGCCGAGACCAGAAACCCUGAAGAUACGAACGAACUCCUCGAUCGAGUUGCAACGAAUUUGUCAUUGCCACAAUACAUGCGACCAUCAGCCACCAUCCCGUUUCCUUCCCUUCCACAGAGUGCAUCCGGAAAGGUCGAUAGACUUGCUGUUAGCAGAAUUCCCAUCCCCAUAUUGGGAUCUCAACAAAGCAGUGAGCGGACAUUUGCGCCACUUGAGAAGACUUUGCGUCAGCUUUGGCAGGAAGCAAUUCCACGGGAUAUUGUCUCACGCUACCUCAUUGGUCCUGCAUCGGAUUUCUUCCACGUCGGUGGCAGUUCGCUCUCCUUGGUGACCCUGCAGGCUCUUGUGAAGGGUCGCCUGGGAGUCUCCAUCUCCUUACAUCAGCUUUUCGAAGCAAGCACUUUCCAGGGGAUGGCCCACCGAAUUCAAAAUAUUUCUGCGGCUGCCCACUGUGUUCCGGUUGAUUGGGAUGAAGAGAUCGAGUCGUUGAUAGCGUCUUCUUCCAGGCAGCUGGAUAUCAACACUCAGAUCGCGCCUCAUGGGGCACAAGCAGUGGUGUUGACUGGCGCAACCGGCUUCAUCGGGAAAGAAAUUGUUCGGCAGCUUAUUGACGACGACCGAGUCCAGGCGAUAUACUGCAUCGCCGUCAGGAAGCCACAGUUGUCACCUAUUUUCAAUAACCGGAAGGUCCACGUAUACCCGGGCGAUUUGGGGGCUUCUCAACUCGGUCUUUCAGAUUCCGAUGCAGCAUCCAUCUUCUGCCGUGCGGACGUGAUUAUCCACAAUGGAGCUGAUGUUUCCUUCAUGAAAACGUACCAGUCCCUCAAGUUGACUAAUGUGGCCUCGACCGUGGAGCUUGUGAAGCUCGCCUUGCCCCGGCGUAUUCCUUUCCACUUCAUUUCAUCGGCAAGUGUCACGCGCCUUUCUGGCCAAGACAGCUUUGGAGAGAAGUCUGUGACUUCGUACUAUCCGCCCGUUUUUCCUGAAGAUGGAUACGCUGCAGUCAAAUGGGUCGGCGAGGCAUAUGUCGAGCGUUUCAAUCAACAGUUCGCACUCCCGGUUUGGAUCCACCGCCCAUCGAGCGUGACCGGAACCGACGCACCCGAACUUGACCUGAUGAGCAAUAUGAUGAAGUUCUGUCGGGAAAUCAAAAAGAUUCCGGACUCGGGCUCGUGGUCGGGGGUCUUUGAUUUCAUCGCUGUACAGUCCGUUGCCUCUCAAAUCAUUAAUGCCGUCCACCUGUCAGGUGGGGCGGUGGCAGACUCGAGUCGCGUCCACUACCAACAUGAGUGUGGUGAGAUUCGGGUUGGGAAAGAGGAGGUUCAAGCUAUGAUGGAAACGGACACGGGGCAUCGGUUUGAAGUGAUUCCACUCAACGAGUGGGUUGAUCAUGCUGAAGAUGCGGGGAUGAGCAACUUGCUGGCAGUUUACUUGCGCAAGGCUGCAGAUGGACAAAUCCAUUUGCCGAGGUUGUUGAAAGGGCGGGACGAUAGCGGUCAUAGAUGA
This is a messenger RNA of Penicillium atrosanguineum, 11979 nucleotides long. RefSeq names its product Polyketide synthase enoylreductase. The record is from RefSeq and is a predicted model, not a curated record. The transcript is spliced from 7 exons. Gene Ontology annotation, molecular function: phosphopantetheine binding; 3-oxoacyl-[acyl-carrier-protein] synthase activity; fatty acid synthase activity. Lineage: Eukaryota; Fungi; Ascomycota; Eurotiomycetes; Eurotiales; Aspergillaceae. Gene Ontology annotation, biological process: secondary metabolite biosynthetic process; fatty acid biosynthetic process. The coding region runs from base 1 to 11979 and encodes 3992 amino acids.